CGUCACACGGACUACAGGGGAGUUUUGUUGGAAGUUGCAAAGUCCUAGAGCCUCCAGAGGGCUGUCGGCGCAGUAGCAGCGAGCAGCAGCGUCCGCGCGCUCCGGCGAGGGGCAGCAGGAGCUAGAGCCGAGCGCGGACCCAGCCCCGGACCCACCGCCGCCCCAGGCCGCCUAGCAGAGCCCCAGCCAUGGCACACCAGCUCCUGUGCUGCGAGAUGGAGACCAUCCGCCGGGCGUACCCCGAUGCCAACCUCCUCAACGACCGGGUGCUGCGGGCCAUGCUCAAGGCGGAGGAGACGUGCGCGCCCUCGGUGUCCUACUUCAAGUGUGUGCAGAAGGAGAUCCUGCCGUCCAUGCGGAAGAUCGUAGCCACCUGGAUGCUGGAGGUCUGCGAGGAGCAGAAGUGCGAGGAAGAGGUCUUCCCGCUGGCCAUGAACUACCUGGACCGCUUCCUGUCGCUGGAGCCCGUGAAAAAGAGCCGCCUGCAGCUGCUGGGGGCCACCUGCAUGUUCGUCGCCUCGAAGAUGAAGGAGACCAUCCCCCUGACGGCCGAGAAGCUGUGCAUCUACACUGACAACUCCAUCCGGCCCGACGAGCUGCUGCAAAUGGAGCUGGUCUUGGUGAACAAACUCAAGUGGAACCUGGCUGCCACGACCCCGCACGACUUCAUUGAACACUUCCUCUCCAAAAUGCCGGUGGUCGAGGAGAACAAACAGAUCAUCCGCAAACACGCGCAGACCUUCGUUGCCCUCUGUGCCACAGAUGUGAAGUUCAUUUCCAACCCGCCCUCCAUGGUGGCUGCCGGGAGCGUGGUGGCCGCAGUGCAAGGCCUGCACCUGGGAAGCGCCAACAGCUUCCUGUCCUAUCACCGCCUGACGCGGUUUCUCUCCAAAGUGAUCAGGUGUGACCCGGACUGCCUCCGCGCCUGCCAGGAGCAGAUCGAAGCCCUCCUGGAGUCCAGCCUGCGCCAGGCCCAGCAGCAGAACUUGGACCCCAAGGCCGCGGAGGAGGAGGAGGAGGAGGAGGAGGUGGACCUGGCCUGCACGCCCACCGACGUGCGUGACGUGGACAUUUGAGGGCGCCGCGGCGGGGGAGGGGCCGGCCCGGGCUCCGCGGACAGAGCCGCCCAGGCCCGGCCGCCGUCGGAAGGCAGCCCGCUCCUUAGCGUCUUGGUGUUUUCCUUUGCCCUUUCUCCCUUCUGUCUCUGAGUUAAGCAAAAGAAAAGAAACGUCCCCGAAAACCUAUCUUUAAGGAAAAAAAAAAAAAAAAAAAAAAGGAGAGGAAAAAAUAGAAUUUGUAUAACCCUGAGCUGGAGGGGGGAGGAGCGUUGUGCUACAAAAAUAGAGGAUGUUAUAGCCCUUAAUCAACUAGUUUUUAUAUUCAUGUGUUUGUGUCUCUGUGUUAUAAGGAUAGGCGUUAACACAAGGAGCGAGUCUGCAAGGGAGGAUUAGAUUUGAUUCUUUAUGUGUUUCAAACAAACAAACAAAAAGCAUAAAAACAUUUAAAAAACAAAAUAGGAAAAAGUCCACAACCCAUUUUUAAGGUAGAAGAGGGUUUUAGAUAGAACUCUACCCGUGUGCUUUUCCUGAGGGCACAGCUUUAAAGCAGUUCUAGGCAUCCUGUAUCUCGCUUAUGCAUGUAGUCACUUUAUAAGUCAUUUGUUUAUUUUAUUUCGUAGGUAGGCAUGUAACCUUGACCUUGUUCAUGGCUGAUGUAACCUCUCGGCUAGGGUAGCGUAGAGUUCGGCAUUUUCAAGGUCUGAUCCUCUUUCUGCGUGUGGACCAACCACCUGAGGGGUUUGUCGGGCGCCAGCCUGCACCUCGGUGACGGAAGGCCACCUCCGACUCCUAGCGUCCACUACUAGAAAGAGAAACCGCAAUAGUGACCUAAUAUAUUCUAUUUUUAUAAUCUUCAUAUUUUUGUAGUUACCUGUUUAUGAGGUGCUGGUUUUUCACCCAACAGAUCUGCAGCCUGCUCACAUCCAGGUGAAAUCUACAGCUGUUUUUUUGUUUUUUGUUUUUGUUUUUUUGUUCCUUCUCAAUAUUCCAAAACCAUUCCAUUUCAAAGCACUUUCAGUCUCUAGGUGACAUCUCUGUGUAUGUUGUGUGUGGAGGGGGCGGGGAACGGUUUCUUAAUGGAAUGGUUUGGGAAUAUUCCAGUACUUGGGUGCAGACAGGAUGGCGAGGCAGGUGCUUGUCAAUAUGGUGUUAGCGAAAGGGAGAUGAUAUUUUGGAGGGCUAGGUUCCGGUCCAGGAGAAGAAAACGUGCAUUCAUUCUCACACUGCCAGGAUGAUGUGUUCCUUUCCUUUUCUGUAGAGAAGUUGAAGUUUAGGGAUCCUUCAGUGCCAACUGGUGUUUGAAAGUAGGGGCCUUAAAGGUUUACCUAGAGAACCAGCAGUUUCAGAGUUAUCUUUAGAUGUUUUGCAACGGAAGGUUUUUAAACACUAAAAUAUAUAAUUUAUAGUUAAGGCUAAAAAGAAUAUUUAUUGCAGAGGAUGUUCGUAAGGCCAGUAUGAUUUAUAAAGUAAUGCAAUCUCCCCUUGAUUUACACACACACACACACACACACACACACACUUUUCUGCCUUAGAUGUUGCAGGUGUAGGACAGUUUGUUCAAGUUAGGUCCUUUUAUAAGAGAGGGAAAAAAAUCCCGAGAAAAAAACACAAAGACAUGGAUUUGGCUAAUUUGGCCUGAUUGGCUUUUCGCAGAGUGAUCCAACUGGAGAGGUGUCAGAGUUAUAAGCACAAUUAGGAUGCUGGAAACAAGUUCAGUUCCAAGUUCAGUUCCAGUACGAUCUCAUCCCCGAACCCUCCUUUCAAAAAAGAAAUUUAGCAACCGCUAGAUAAUUUGCACAUCUUGGCUAUGUACCUUUUUGUAAUUAUUCUGUAGGGAGUGUUGAAGGGAGCGAGGAGGUGAGGGAGGAAGUGUGCGGAGGGGAGGUGGGCGGGGACCACGCGAGGGACAGGCUGCGGCUCCAUUUUCUUUAUUCGCUGCUACCGAUGACUUCCCAGUACAGUUUGGAAACAGAUGCAUAUCGCUUCUCUUAUCUUUCACAUUGUUUUGCUGCUAUUGGAGAAUCAGUUUUUUUUUGUUUUACAAUGUCAUAUACUGCCAUGUUCUAGUUUGAAUUUUCUCAUAGAAAAAAUGUAUUACGGAUGCCUUUUUUUUUUUUGGUAGUGUUGUUGGGUUUUUUUUGGUUUUUUUUUUUUUUUUUUUUUUAAUGUGAUCAAUUUUGACUUAAUGUGAUUACUGCUCUAUUCCAAAAAGGUUCCUGUUUCACAAUACCUCAAGCUUCACUUAGCCAUUUGCAGACCAGGUGGUCAGGCUCUGUCUGCUGCUUCGGCAGACAGACACGCGGACGAGAUCCCAAAAAGGACCUGGUGGGGAGCCCCACCCCGCCGGGCCGCGUUCACGAGGACCCCCGGGUGUCUCUGGAGACAGGCCAUGUCCGUUUCCUUUGCCCUGCGCCUGUUAUGCUGGACUCUCCAUCUGACCUGGGAUUUACCAUCAUCGUAGUUUUUACAGCCCGUAUCGUUCUUUGCGUAUAGUUAUGAAAGUUGCAUUAUUAUUAUUAUUAUUAUUAUUGUAACAAGUAUGUCUUAAUGUGCCACUGUGGUGCUGUGCUGUAGGACUCGGUCAUUUGGCAUGAUUGGAAUCGCUUCUGGCCUGUGUCACAGUUUGGGGUGUGUUGUAUCUGUUACUAGUGUUCUGUUUGUUGUUCUGGUCAUUAUAGCAAAAGUGCUCCUUUAAAGAGACUUCAAAUCUCAAUGAAGCCAGCCAACAGUGCUGUGUGCCCAAGAGCCGCCUAACACGCUGCCGAACCAAAAGGAUUUGGAUUUGCACCGUCCGCGGCGGCCCCAGGUGGGGCAGCCCGUGUGCUUCAAGGCCAUUGGCAGGUGCAAACCCGCCCCACCCCACCCCUGCAGGAACACUGCUUCCGCUUACCUCAACCAUUCUGGCUGCGGCGUCUCUGUCUGAACCAAACGGGGUCCGUGAGGGACGGUCUGUCCGUGGUGGGGGGUGAGAUGUGUGCGCUCUAAGGCCAGAGGCCAGUGGCAGGUCCGGGAGCGCAGGGAGUCUGCCCCGUGACCCGCAAGUCUGAGGGUCCGGGCGGGCAGGCACUUGGGGGUCUGUGUGUGUUUUUGGUUGCACACCACGGUGUUUCCCAGCACAGACAUGUAACCGGCACGUUUCCAGCAGGAAACAAGACAAACGUGGAAAGUCUAGAAAUAAAAUUGGUAAAACCCCA
Messenger RNA from Eubalaena glacialis (North Atlantic right whale), 4252 nucleotides. RefSeq names its product cyclin D1 (gene CCND1). The record is from RefSeq and is a predicted model, not a curated record. NCBI's taxonomy places the organism in Eukaryota, Metazoa, Chordata, Mammalia, Artiodactyla, Balaenidae. Gene Ontology annotation, cellular component: cytoplasm; nucleus; cyclin-dependent protein kinase holoenzyme complex. Gene Ontology annotation, molecular function: cyclin-dependent protein serine/threonine kinase regulator activity. Gene Ontology annotation, biological process: mitotic cell cycle phase transition; positive regulation of G1/S transition of mitotic cell cycle; regulation of cyclin-dependent protein serine/threonine kinase activity. The coding region runs from base 189 to 1076 and encodes 295 amino acids. The transcript is spliced from 5 exons.